CGAGGGACCGUUUGAGUUCAAAACUGAAGCGGCGCGCGCGCACAGGAAAACACCGACAGUUGAGAGACGUACAUACUUGAAAUCGUCGUCAUUUAACGUUAGAUUUUGCUUUUAGCGACAAUGUCUUCAGCCAAAAAGCAGAUUUACUAUUCCGACAAGUAUUCCGACGAGGAAUUCGAGUACAGACAUGUUAUGCUUCCUAAACAGUUGUCCAAACUGGUGCCUACCUCCCAUUUAAUGCCAGAGGAGGAAUGGAGAGGACUGGGCGUCCAGCAAAGUCAGGGCUGGAUCCAUUACAUGAUUCACAAACCAGAACCCCAUAUUCUGCUGUUCCGAAGGCCGCUUCCCCAAGAAUGAGGCGACAAUUAUAAUCCGAAGUACAAUAAGUGGUCGGCUCUGACCGUGUGUGCAUUUCUUUCCAUACAUUGUGAUUUGUACAUAAGUUUUAUUAUUUGCAGAUUAUUUGCUAUGGUAAAACAAUGUUACUCCCUCUCCCCGACAACCUUACAAAUGGCUGCAGGUGUUGAGGUGGGAAGAGGGCCGCCUCCCCCAAAUCUGUUCAGAAGUGCUUUCUUUAGAUAUACACUAAAGUGACGUGAAAAAAGUCGGAUGGUGUGUAAGAUCUGGUAACGGCCCCCGUAAUGAAUAGAAGGAAUAGUUUGAUGGAGGUUUAUUAGACACUACAAUGCUCUCCAUUACAGAACUGCUGUAGUAAACAUUUCACGUCAGUAAAUGCUUGUUUGUUGUUUAUUUGUUGUUGACAAAUCAAUAAAUGUUAUUUUUAUUAGCUUA
This is a messenger RNA of Triplophysa dalaica, 792 nucleotides long. RefSeq names its product CDC28 protein kinase regulatory subunit 2 (gene cks2). Gene Ontology annotation, cellular component: cyclin-dependent protein kinase holoenzyme complex; SCF ubiquitin ligase complex. Gene Ontology annotation, molecular function: ubiquitin binding; cyclin-dependent protein serine/threonine kinase activator activity; histone binding. Gene Ontology annotation, biological process: regulation of mitotic cell cycle. The record is from RefSeq and is a predicted model, not a curated record. NCBI's taxonomy places the organism in Eukaryota, Metazoa, Chordata, Actinopteri, Cypriniformes, Nemacheilidae. The transcript has 3 exons. Bases 121 to 357 code for a protein of 78 amino acids.